Adineta steineri is the source of this 876-nucleotide messenger RNA. Lineage: Eukaryota; Metazoa; Rotifera; Eurotatoria; Adinetida; Adinetidae. The record is from the annotation of a GenBank genome assembly.
AUGAAACAACAACGACGAUUCAAAUUCCAUCAAAAAAAUAAAAUUGAUAAUGAUGAAAGUAUUUAUAUUGAUUUAGAUCUCAAAUGCAGUUGCCCACAAUCGAAAUUAAAUACAAAUGCAUCUAUUCAAUUUUCUCGCCGUUAUCUUCAAUGUCAAAGUUCAAUGCCUAUUGCCAUUCUUCGAUCAUAUAUACAACAAAUUUUACCACAUUCUUCCAUCACACAAGUAUCAUUCUAUGACUCAAAUGAUCGAUUAUUACAAGAUUCACAUCUUCUAUCUUCAUUAAAAUCAUCUACAACAUCAUCAUCUUUACAUAUUCCUAUUCGCUUUACAUUAUUUAAUACUAUCACAUCACUCGCUCAUUGUUCAUGUUCAUCACCAUCAUCUACACCGUUUAUUCAACAACAACAACAAUCAUGUUCUCCAACAAUCAUUCAACGUCAAACAAUCGAUCAAACACUUUCCACUUGUUCAUUAAUUCAAACAACAUCAUCUUCAACUUAUUCUCCUUGUUUAUCAUCAUCUUCUCCAGAUGAAUCAUUACCAACAUCCUCCAAUUCUAUAUCAAUAGUUAAUCUUCUAACUCCACCACCUACAUCAUCACCAUCAUCUCAUUCGUCUCAUUCAUCAUUUAUGGUUGAAACUCUCGUUGAUUCAAAUCAUUUAAUGAAUGAUGAAAGAAUCAUCAAUGAAAUCACAUCACAAUUUGGUGAAAUAUGUCCACCGUUGCCUAAGAAAAGUCGAAAUCGUUUAUCGAAAAAAGUGAUUUCAACAUAUCCAUCGAAUGCUCCUCUUGAUCUAAGUAUUAAAAAACGUCCGUCAUCGUCAUCAUCAUUUACUUUAUUUUCAUCGCAACCGAAAUGGAUUAAAACUUAA